This is a messenger RNA of Leopardus geoffroyi (Geoffroy's cat), 342 nucleotides long. RefSeq names its product keratin-associated protein 23-1. NCBI's taxonomy places the organism in Eukaryota, Metazoa, Chordata, Mammalia, Carnivora, Felidae. The record is from RefSeq and is a predicted model, not a curated record.
CACUGUAACUCAGGUGAGCUCACAUCUCCCUUCAACAUGUCCUACAGCUGCUGCUCUGGAAACUUCUCCUCCCGCUCCCUUGGGGGCUACCUGCGCUACCCAAGCUCCUCCUGUGGCUCUUCCUACCCCAGCAACCUGGUCUACCGCAGACCUCUGCUCUCCCAGCACCUGCCAGCUGGGCUCCUCCCUCUACAGCGGCUGUCAGGAGACCUGCUGUGAGCCCACCAGCUGCCGGACGUCCUGUGUGGUGUCCAGCCCCUGCCAGACGUCCUGCUCCCUCCCGAGGACCUCCACGUUCUGCAGCCCCUGCUGGACUGCUUACCCUGGGUCUGUGGGCUUUGG